This is a messenger RNA of Phyllotreta striolata, 3062 nucleotides long. NCBI's taxonomy places the organism in Eukaryota, Metazoa, Arthropoda, Insecta, Coleoptera, Chrysomelidae. The record is from the annotation of a GenBank genome assembly.
GUCAUUAGUGUCAAAACUCGGACGCGAUUUCGAGAUUUCGGAGAUUUCGAGUAGAAAUUUCGAUUUAUCACGCCAAAUUCGAACGAAUUACACAAAUUACGCUUAUUAGAUGAUGUAAAACGACUCGAAAAAUGUCCCAAAACACCGCCAACCGAGAUCACGACGCCGUUUCGAUCGCCGGCAGUUCCAGAAUCGCCGAUGCCUCCGAAUGGGAAGCGAACGAGGCCCUGCGACAGAGAGAACUCGAAGAGGCCAAAGGCAGGGCCGCUCAAAUGGAGAAAACGAUGCGUUGGUGGUCCGAUUGCACCGCCAAUUGGCGUGAAAAAUGGAGCAAAGUCCGCAACGAGCGAAACCGAGCCCGAGAGGAAACCAAACGAUUGCGUUCGGAAUUCGAAGCCCUGCUCGAAGAGAACGCCCUGUACAAGCGAGAGAAGGAGGAAUUGGAACGAUCGAACGAGCAGCUUAAAAAGGACAUCGAAAGAGUGCAUUCGAUGGUUUUGAAGCGUUCGGGUCAAUUCGAGACUCUAAUAGAAGAUCCUGAGCCUCUUAAGGAGUUUGUAUUCGGUCACAUUUCGACCGUUAAAGGGACGCCUUCGUCUCAAUCUAAUCACCAGGAGUGCGAUAGUACGAUUGAGCACAACGAUAGUGAGGAAUAUAUUGUUCGAGGGGCCGUUUCGAGGAGCCCCGAAGCGACCGGGGAGUUGGAAAAAGAGGAAGUUUUGCGGAGACUGGCCGGGCUGCAGGUCAGAUUGGACGAGGCCGGUGUAAAUCUGCGCGAUGAACGAGACGAGAAAACCGAUCUGUACGAGACCGUCGAUCGGCUGCAGGCCGAACUGAAAGAGGCCAAAGAGGAAUUGGACGAGUUGCGUGAGAACAGAGAGGAAACGGGGAGGGAGAUGUUGCUGUUGCAGGAACGACAUCGAAAGGAAUUGCAGGAAUUGAGGUCGAUGGUGGAACGAGAUUCGCGCGACGAGGCGUCGUCGAGGGAUGGUUUCGAUAGGAAAUUGGCCGAUCUGCGGACUGAGUUGGAGCGUUUGCAAGCCGAGAACGCCCUCGAAUGGGCGAAACGGGAACGCAUCGAAACCGAAAAAUCUUCGAUCGAACGGGAAAAUAAGAAAUUACGAAGUGAAUUGUUCGAUUUGCAGGAGAGGAUGGAGAGAAGAGGAGGUGGAGGAACCGCCUCGACGAAUUCUGACGUGGAGAUGCGACAUUUGCGACAGGAGAUCGCCGAUAGGAAUGUGGAACUGGCCGAGUUGAGGCAUGCGCACAACAAACUGAAGAAAAUCGCUCAGGACAAAUCGACGGAACUUCAGCAUUGUGGCCGAAGAGCCGAACAGUACGAGGCCGAAGUAAAGAAGCUUCGGGAUCGAGUGGAAGAGUUGAAACGAGACUUGGCCGAGGCCGAGGACGAAUUGGACGCGGCCGGAAAUAACGCGAGGAAAUUACAAAGGGUUAACGAGGAAUUGCGGGAGCAAGUCGAUGGUUUCCAAUUGCAAUUGCAACAUUUGCAUAGCAGGUUACGUAACCGCUGCUCGUCCAGCUUGUUGUCUCGCAGAGGAACCAAUCUGGAAGAAGAUACUGAUGAUGAAGUCGAUGAUUAUACGUAGAAAAAAAAAACAAUUUUUUUUUUUAAUAAAUUAUGUGUCAAUUAGUUUUAAUGUGUGAAUUAGAAUUCUGGGGAUUUUACUACGUUUUGAAAAGUCACUAAUUCUGGUGAUUUUACAAAAUUCUGGUAAUAUUACUAGGUUGUGAAAAAGUCACUAAUUCUGGUGAUUUUACUAAAAUCUGGUAAUAUUACUAGAUUCUGGUGAUAUUACUAGAUUUUGAAAAAGUCACUAAAUCUGGUGGUUUUUAUUACUCUGGUAAUAUUACUAGUUUCUCGGGACAUUAGUAAAUCCUGGUGAUAUUUUUAAAUUUAAAAAAAGUCACUAAUUCUGGGGAUAUUACUAGAUUUUGGAAAAGUCACUAAAUCUGGUGAUUUUUCUAAAAUCUGGUAAUAUUACUAGAUUCUGGUGAUAUUGCUAGAUUUUGGGGAAAUUACUAGAUUGUGUAUUUUGAAAAAGUCACUAAAUCUGGUGAUUUAUAUGUUUGUCGAAAAAAAAAAUGUUAAAAUCGUAAUCGUGUACAUUUCGAAUAUAACAUGUAAGUAAUUUAUUUAUUUUCUAAAUAUAUAAAUAUAUAAUAAUUGUAAAAUAACAUUUGUCAGAGUGCAAAAGUUACAAUGACAACAAAUCACUCACUCUUUCAUUUUCCUUUAUAAGUGUCUAAUUGAAGUUGUCUUUGUUGCACCCACAGCCUAUGUUGCAAUGAAAAAUGGAGCAAUCUGUAUACGAAUAAAACGGCAUACACAAAUUUUUUUUCGAUUUUUCGUACUGCAAAUGGGCUCAUUCGACACGUUUUUUUUAUUUGCUUUUUGGAAAGACCACACAAUUUUAAGUCACUAUGGAAAAAAUCAGAAUUAAAUUCCAUGUAGAAGUCACUUAAAAAGGCCUUAAAAAAAAAUCACGCCGAGCGUUCGAUCGAAUUGACUGUGACGUCACAAGCCAACAUGUUGCAACGUUGCCGGAUUGAAAUGAAUAUCUUGAUGUGACUGAUAUAUUUAAUUUAAGGUUAUGUUAACUUUCAUUGUUUAGAAAUUAAAAAGAAGAAAUGCAUUAGGUUGCAAUCCGAUUUACGGGAGAGGUGUUUAUUUGCAACGCUAUAUACAGGGUGGUGCUCUAAGAAUGGCUCUCGUCAAUAUCUCGCAAACUAAUUGUCGUAGAGACUUGCGGUAAAAAAUUUAUGACUAAACCGCCCAAAAGAAAAUGCUGGAAAUAAUUUUUAGGUCUCUAAAAUGGCCGCUAGGGGGAGUAUCCGCCAUCUUGAUUUUUAAAAGUCAUUUUUUUCAAAAUUUUCCUAAAUAAAGGUAUCAAAAAUGUGUUUUAUUUUGAUAUUUAAGAUAUUUUCGAUUAUUUUUUGUUAUAUAUUGUUUACUCUAUCUUUUAAAAUAAAGUGGUGGGGGCGGUUUGAAUAUUUUGACUAAUAAAUGUUAAUAACUUUUAAACGGCUGAACCGAUUUUUAA